Caenorhabditis elegans is the source of this 674-nucleotide messenger RNA. RefSeq names its product CB1 cannabinoid receptor-interacting protein 1 (gene F29A7.4). The transcript has 4 exons. Lineage: Eukaryota; Metazoa; Nematoda; Chromadorea; Rhabditida; Rhabditidae. The record is from RefSeq and is marked reviewed. The coding region runs from base 8 to 472 and encodes 154 amino acids.
ACAACCUAUGACAAAGUACGCGUUUACAGUGGAGCUGGCCGUCAAAGAAUUCGACAGCGGCGACCCGUUGGCCUUUAAAAUGGACGGACACCGAUUCGACGGAGCCCUGCGGACCCUCAAAUGGAGUGCCGAUCAGACGUACUCUGUGAAAGUGACCACAAAACCGGCAACCGAAGUGACCCGAAUCAACGUGAACGGCAACGAUUUGGAGGUGACAAAGGAGAAGAUCGGCGUUUUUUCCGGCAAUUGGAACACUGCAGGAGCAGAAAUUUCGAAGCGAGGAACCCGACAUCCGCUCAUUUUUCUGGUGAAUUUUGCUCCGGAGGGACAGAUGAAGGCCGAGUUUCAGUCGAAAAUUUAUUCGAAGAACGACUCCCACGCAGUUUGGGGUCACAAGAUGAAUAGCGUCGAGUUCAAGUGCAGCGGCGACGACGAUGGAUACGUGAAAAUUGUCGACGAAAGCUAUAAAUAAUUGGAUUUUUUUUUCCGAUAUUUGAUUUUUUCCUAGUUUUUUUCUCGAAAAUCUCUUUCUCCACGAAUUGUCAUAUCUCCUCGGCUUCUCAUCUCAAAAUCCGCGCCCUAUACUUCAUUCCCAGGUUUCCCUGAAAAAUUGCAAUAAUUCCGAAAUUUCCCCAGAACAAAUCGAUAUAAGUAUAUGAAAUGAAUAAUAAUUU